This is a messenger RNA of Cantharellus anzutake, 1068 nucleotides long. Its product is annotated as high mobility group box domain-containing protein. Lineage: Eukaryota; Fungi; Basidiomycota; Agaricomycetes; Cantharellales; Hydnaceae. The coding region runs from base 48 to 842 and encodes 264 amino acids. The transcript has 8 exons. The record is from RefSeq and is a predicted model, not a curated record.
AGUAAAGGCCCGAUUCGUCCCUUCAUUUCCACCCACGGCCUUGCCAAAUGCUCAAUUCAUUCUUGAUAAUGGGCUCAGGGCAUGCGUUCGCGACCGCGACAAAGAAACCUUCAACCAAAUCUUCCACAACGUCCAGCGUCAGGUCAUCUGCAACGAAAGGAACUGCACCUCAGAGAAAGGUGACCGCGUCCGGGAGAAAGCUUGCUGCUAAGAAGGCUACUGAGCAGAGACCGGUCAAGCACAACGGCAAAGUAGGCAAGAAGCCAAAAAUUGUCAAGGAGUAUACAAAGCCGCCCAAGAGGCCCUUGACGCCAUACGUACGCUUCCUUGGGGACCUACAAAAGGAUGCACCGAGGCAAAAUAGUAUCGAGGGAAACAUUGAAUUUAUUAGAGAGACCGCGCAAAGAUGGCGGAGCCUGAGCCCUGCAGAAAAGCUCCCUUAUGAACGCGAAUUCGCUCAGGAACGUGAGAGACAUAUUCUCGAAAGGGAUGCGUGGAUAAAGAGCCUAUCUCCCCGGGGGCUUCGACAGUAUCGUGCCGCUGUACGCAAACGUCACAUAAAGGCUCGACCUAAGGAUCAAUCUGGGAAACCUCUCAAACGCGCACCCUCUGCCUACAACAUCUACUCGAAGGAGGCAAUAGUGAAGAAAAGAAAACCUGGUGAGAGGGCUAGCCAGUACCUAGCCGAAAUUGGCCAAGAAUGGAGACAUCUCAGUGAAGCUGAGAAGGCGCAAUAUGAAUCUAGGGCAGCGGCUGGAAGGAUUCCUUACAAACAGGCUAAAGACAAACGCAAGGAUGAGACGCGUGCAAGGUUCUAUGAAGUUCACAAGCUCAAUACUUGAACGGCCAAUCGAUAAUUAUUACAUUCUUAUUUAUUUCACGCUUUUUUGGCACCGCUGCGUGCAUGGUAUUGUUUCGUACUCGCUAAAGCAUGACAGUGAUAACCUUCCGGAUUUAAAUAUUCAUAUGUGAACCCCGCAGGACCUUGCAUUGUAACAGUAUUGAGCCUUGGGAAGAUGGCUCGUUUCUUCGCGGGCAUUCGCUGGUUUCACAUGCGUGCGCAAACCC